Molecule: messenger RNA, 4928 nt
Organism: Linepithema humile (Argentine ant)
Lineage: Eukaryota; Metazoa; Arthropoda; Insecta; Hymenoptera; Formicidae
Product: WD repeat-containing protein 44
Molecular function (GO): protein binding
Source: RefSeq, a predicted model, not a curated record
CAACUUGACACUCAUUGGUGAAUUGUUGUGUAGCACUGUAGCAUUUGCAGGCAUUCGCGAGCAUUCGCGAAUCCUUGUAACCUGGAAGUCAAAACAUGAUUCCGUGCAAUUUACGUUCGUAUAAUUGCUCUUGUCUAGACUCGUUCGCGGUUUAGCGACGUGCGCGACGUACAUCGACGACAUCGAUGCGAGGACAAAAUUGUCUCCACGGGUUAUCCACGAAGGACGACGAUGUCGGGCAGCAGCGAUUCCGAGGAAUUUUUCGACGCGGAGGAUGACUCGUUUCAUCGCGCGUCACGAAAAAUUAAGCAGCGUGAUUCCACCAAUAUCGAAUCUCAAGCUGAUAAAACGUCAGAAGUUUACAAACUAAUGGACGAUCAUGUUUUUGUAAAACCUGUUGAACCUAAAUCUACUAUUGAGUCAAAGGGUCAUUUAUCUCUAGACAAUAGGCAAAAUAAGGAUAAACUUGAUGAGGAUAGCAGGGAAUCAACCACAGAUAAAAUUAUAGGAAGAAGAAGAUUUCGAGAACUUCGGCAACGCAUGCAAACGGAAGACGACGAUAUUCCGAUUAACAGUUCUCCUCCGGACAGUCAGACAUCUUCCAUCGAGGGUGUUUAUCCCACCCCUUCGAAAACGACACAUCCAUUCAGAAUCAUAGAACAUGACACUCUCAGUUUACAAAGUAUGACCUCUUUGGGACGAGUUGGCCGAAUUCUGGCAGGAGUCGCAGAUAAUGCUUCUGGUGUGCUUGCACCUAGUAUAGCACAGUGCUCUCCUUCCACUGCCCUCACCCGUGAAGGUCAAAUGUCCUCCAUUGCUAGUAUUCCAAGUAAAGACGAGGACACAGCCUCUGGUAAGGUGUCUCAGUCUUCCAGCAUCCUUACGUUAUCAGGGGAUGUCCUGCAGGAAUCCUCUGCUAACAAUAGGUCCGGUUAUGUUUCUCAAUCUCAAAGUGACAAGAUUGCUAUGCUUCAAGAACCCGAUGUCAUUGCAAGUACAAAGAAUAACGGGAAAUCAGCAGAAGAUAUUGCAAUGCCUGGCAUACCAGUAGCUCCACCGCGUCGUAAGAAGAAAACAAAGAUUCAUACACCUAAUGAUCUUGCUCCUUCUGUGGAAACGCUUGUAUCCGCAUCGCCACUUCCAAGUCCAGCAAGUACUAUAGAAUCGAUUACUCGAGAAUUCGAACACUCUCUUGAUAUCCGAUCCGCGACAAAAGGACAGUACGUUGUUAAACCUCAGGAUGAGGAUAAAUUGAAAGCAGAAGGGCCAUCUACUGAGGAAUUGGAAAGAGUAGAAAGAAUGAAGGCAGAAUUGCUUAAUCGAGCGAGUGAAAAAUCUAGUAGCCCAUUAGGAUCAGCAUCGAGCAACAGUAUUGGCCGUUAUUCCAUAGGUCCGUACAAGCUCUCAGGCAUGAGCCCGCAAGGUUCUAAAGAAAGGCGUAAAUCUGCUGGUGAUCAAGAUAUGGUCAAGCAAUUAAAUAUGUUUGUGAGGACUAGAACAGAUUCUGGCAAGCGUCUUACCGAUAUGGAAAUCUUGGAACAAGUGCCUGUAACGAAUUUAGAUACGGGGGAACAGGUGCCAUUGAGUAUAGCAGAGGAUAAAUUACCACAAUGUAUUAAUCCUUUGUCAUUACAUAUUAUGAGACUCACUAAAUCUAAAUACAUAAGCAAUUCUAGUCUUGAGAAAGAAAAGGAGAGCGAUGAGGAAAGCGUGGACAGUAAAAUGUCUAGUAUACCUCCGGACGAAGAUGUAUCCGUGGAUAGAGUCCGUAAGCGGACGCAAAAGUUGAAACGAUUUUUAGGAUCCACUGUAAAAAAGACAAUGAACAAGGCUAAGUCUAUCGCGCAAGAGGUAUCGCAUGCAAGACACAAGGAAGAUGUCAUGGACAUAGUAGAUGAAGUCUAUCUUGGCGAGCAACAAUAUAUAAAAUUAAAGGCAUCAAACAGCCACAAGGGUCCGUACGAGUUCAGUUGUCUGCAGCAUGUACAGGAUCUUAAUGGAGAACAUAUAGGACCUGUUUGGUGUAUGAAAUUUUCCGCCUGUGGCCGAUUGCUGGCCACCGCUGGACAAGAUCGGGUUCUAAGGAUUUGGGUUUUACGAGAUGCUUUUACAUACUUUCAGGACAUGCGAACCAAGUACAAUGCGGAAAAAGUUAGUCCCACUCCUUCGCAGGAAUCGUUAGUUUCGCAGCAAUCUAUGGAAGAUCCUAACAUCGUGGCUAGUGCCAGCGAAAUAGAAGGAACGAAAAGUCCGUUCAUGCCGAAGCCAUUUUGUACAUACACCGGUCACACUUCGGACUUGCUUGAUGUUUCAUGGUCUAAGAAUUACUUUGUUUUAUCCUCAUCGAUGGACAAAACUGUACGGCUUUGGCAUAUAUCCCGCAAGGAAUGUUUAUGUUGCUUUCAGCAUAUCGAUUUUGUCACCGCUAUAGUAUUUCAUCCACGAGACGACCGGUAUUUUCUCUCAGGAUCAUUGGAUGGUAAAUUGCGCUUAUGGAAUAUUCCAGACAAAAAAGUCGCUGUGUGGAACGAAGUGGACGGACAAACAAAAUUAAUUACCGCAGCAAACUUUUGUCAGAACGGAAAAUUUGCGGUGGUUGGAUCGUACGACGGUAGAUGCAUAUUUUAUAACACAGAUCAAUUGAAGUACCACACACAGAUACACGUUCGAUCGACAAGAGGGAAAAACUCCACCGGUCGCAAAAUCAGCGGAAUCGAACCUAUGCCGGGUGAAGACAAAAUUUUGGUUACAUCAAACGAUAGUCGCAUUCGUUUGUACGAUUUAAGAGACUUGAAUUUAUCUUGCAAAUACAAGGGCUACGUGAAUGUCAGCAGUCAGAUUAAAGCAAGUUUCAGUCCCGAUGGACAAUAUAUAGUUAGUGGUUCUGAAAAUCAAUGCAUUUACAUUUGGAAAACCCAUCACGAUUAUUCCAAGUUCUCUAGUGUUCGUAGAGAUCGAAAUGAUUUCUGGGAGGGUAUAAAAGCCCACAAUGCUGUAGUAACAUGCGCCGUAUUCGCACCAAAUCCAGAUAGUAUUAUUAAACAAAUUGAAGCGAGAGAACAGUGGGAAAGCAAAGAGGAGUCGAAAGGUGUGGAUAAUUCUAAUGUAAGUGUUGUUCCCGUUGAUCCUGUUGUUGAACAACGCACCAAAGGCUGCGGCGGCCAUGUCCUAGUGAGCGCCGAUUUCAAUGGAUGCAUAAAGGUUUUUUUAAAUAAGACAAAACCUAAACAUAGUUCCCUACCAGCAUCUGCACUCGCGUAAUGUAACACGCAUGCACACGCGCGCUUGCGUUCAUACAUACAUACAUAUGACACACGCGCUCGCAUGUGCAUAAUUGGGUUCCUUUGUUCUUUACUCAAAGAAACCGAGCAAAUCUUUAUCCUGAAUUUUUUCCUCAAAUGUUCAUCGCUGGGUGUGUAUGAGAUGUUUUAAUUUAAACUGUCAAAUUUCGUGAACCAAGUGAUAUAGUUAAAAAAAAAAAAAAAAAAAAAUAUAUGUUUCCACAAUAAAAGCUACAAAGUCGAGGAGAAUUAAGGAAUUAAGUCUGGCUGUGUAUGUGUGUGUGUGUGUUGAGGAACUGUCACGGUCGCUGGUAUAAGAGUCUUUAAUUGAUUUUGAAAAAUAAUAAAGCCAGCAGUUUAUUAAAUAUAAAAGAAGAGAUAAAUAAAAGCUAGAAAAAGAUGAAUAAAUAGAAAACAAGUCUUAGUAGCUGCUCAAUAUUCUAAUUUGAAUUUACGCUAAAAUCAUGGCCUCAUUAACUGUGUUCACCAAAAUCUAAUUUUCUUCGAAAGUUCGCAACUUCUCACAAUACCUCAAUUUUUGCGUCUGCUUUGAGAGCAACUGCACCGUUCUCCCGUUGUUCCGAAAAUUAUGCUCUUUCUCCAUGAAAUCGGAAGCCUCGAUAACAGCACACUCUUGCUUACAUCGAUUAAUCUAUAUCAUUCAUCCACUAUUAUUAUGAUCAGUCAGGCGCUUACAUUGGUUUCAAGAUAAAACCAUAAGUUGUAUUUUUUUAAAUAGCAAUUUCUAUUUUUGUUUUUGUUAUCGUAAAAUAUAGAAAAAUUCAUUCUAAAAGCGUGUAACAUAUGACUGAAAAUAUCAAUUAUAAUGCUAGCUUUAUUUGGUUUUACUUAAGAUGUACCACGUGGAGGUUACACGGCUGGAUUUACAACUCGCACGUCCGUGCAUACAUUACAACAUUGCUCAGAAUUUCCAUUGUUUUGCUCAAUACAAAUCCGUUCUUUAUUAAAAACAAAAGAAAAAAAGAAUUUUCACAAGUAACAUGUUAUAUGCUUUUGAACACUGAUUUUUUUCUGUUUUUUACGGUAGCAAAAAUAAAAAAUGGAAUUACCAUUUGAAAAAUGUGACCAAAUAUAAAUGUAUAACUCAUGAUGAUAUUUUAAAAUUGAUAGCUUCAACACGCACAGCCAAGUUUUCCCCUCCAAAUUUCACAACUUUUAUUCGAUGUAUUUUUUUGUCACAUUAUUUACGGGUUACUCGAGAGUUUGAAUUAAAAUGGGAUAUUCUGUAUGUGCAUCAUUUGAAAACUGAUCACUAGGGUUAAAGAUACAUAUAUGCGUUAUUUUUGAAGAAGUGUUUUCUACCCGUCGGUCUUGGUAAAAUAUGAUAUUUAUAGGUUUUUGGAAUCACUAAAUUCAAGUUUUCGAUCAAAAUUUUCGAGUUUAACAUGACAGACCUACUCUAGCAAGGGCAAAUUUGAAUUAUUAUUCUAUUCUCAUCAAACUUGAUUUUUAUGGGUUUUAAUGGUAUUUGAAUUUAAAUCUGACAUAAAAAUUUUGAAAUUUAGGAGAGUAUUAAUAUUUUUAUAAAACAACAAGUAAAGUUUAUUGUUCUGAAAUUUUCAUUAAGUUUACAUGUUACAAGUUUAAAUGUGAAGUAUCAAUAAUUUUUCAAUUUUUUUAUGCUUA